CAGCCUCGGGGACCUGGGAGGCUCCGCGAACCUGCCGAGUGGGAACGGAUAUGGCCGCCACCCUGGGCAGCGGGGAGCGCUGGACCCAAGCUUAUGUUGAUGCAAUUAGAAGAAACAAAUAUGCAGAAGACAGACUUCCUGAGAGUCUUGACCCCUGUGGUUGCUGUAACUGCAUGAAGGCACAAAAGGAAAAGAAAUAUGAGAAUGAGCGGAAUCAGACCCAGACCCGGCUGGGUGAAGGGAGCUCCACUUAUACUGAAGAACAGCUGCUUGGGGUACAAAGGAUCAAGAAGUGCAGAAAUUACUAUGAAAUUCUGGGAGUUUCUCAAAAUGCUAGUGAUGAAGAGCUUAAGAAAGCUUACAGAAAACUUGCCCUAAAAUUUCAUCCUGACAAAAACUGUGCUCCUGGAGCAACAGAUGCUUUCAAAGCAAUAGGAAAUGCCUUUGCAGUCCUGAGCAAUCCUGACAAGAGACUCCGCUAUGACAAAUAUGGAGAUGAGCAGGUGACUUUCACUGCACCUCGAGCCAGACCUUAUAAUUAUUACAGGGAUUUUGAAGCUGACAUCACUCCAGAAGAGCUAUUCAAUGUCUUUUUUGGAGGACAUUUUCCUACAGGAAACAUUCAUAUGUUCUCAAAUGUGACAGAUGACACUCACUAUUACCGCCAGCGGCACCGACAUGAGAAGACACAGACACGGAAGGAAGAGGAAGAAGAUAAACCUCAGACUACAUAUUCUGCAUUUAUUCAGUUGCUUCCAGUUCUCGUGAUUGUGAUAAUAUCUGUCAUUACUCAGCUGCUGGCUGCUAAUCCCCCAUACAGUCUAUUCUAUAAAUCGACCUUGGGCUAUACCAUUUCUAGAGAAACUCAGAACCUGCAGGUACCUUACUUUGUGGAUAAAAACUUUGACAAGGCCUACAGAGGAGCUUCUCUACGUGAUCUGGAGAAAACAAUAGAGAAAGAUUAUAUUGAUUACAUCCAGACGAGUUGUUGGAAGGAGAAACAGCAAAAGUCGGAGUUGACAAAUUUGGCAGGAUUAUACAGAGAUGAACGGUUGAAACAGAAAGCAGAGUCGCUGAAACUUGAAAACUGUGAAAAACUUUCCAAACUUAUUGGCCUCCGCAGAGGUGGCUGAGAGGAUGAUGACCUGUGCAGGGUUGGGGUUUUGUUACUUGUUACUAUUUAUGUUCCUAAUUCCAUUUUAUAAUACAAAAUUAGGAAAGUUGAACAUUUUACUACCUUGCUAACUUUGCUUGUUGGACAGAGUUGAAGGAGCUCAAGCAUGGAGGCAGACUUGUCAUCACAGAAUCUUUCCCAGUAAGUGGUUCCUGGAGCAGGAACAGUUCAUUUAUGUUACAGGAAUGGCAAAGCAUUUACUCAGCUCCUCUGCUCCAUGCCUACCCUGCCUCUGUGACUGCAGUUAGGGCACCCUAGAGCACGUCCCUGUUUUUUCUUCCUCCUUCUCAUCUUUAGUGAAGUCUCAGUACCCAGGCAUCCCUAGGCUUAGCUAAAGCAGCUUCCUGUUUUUUACAGCAUCUGCCAAGAAUUAUGCCCUUCACCACAUUAAAGUCAUCAUCUCCCCCAAGAUUCAGCCCUGUAACUUAAACUAUUUAGCCAAUAGUUUUCUAUUUUCCUAAUCUCGGUUCAGAGGAUUCAGAAAUUAAAAACUGUUGAGCUGUAUGAUAGUUCAGUGGACAGUUCAGCAGCAGGAAGCAGACCCAAGGGGAAGGUAAAAUGCAGACUGAUUUUCAGCCCUUCAGUGCAGAUUCCUUAGUCUAAAACAGAAUCCAGAGAAUGUUCUCUGAAUCAUUUCCUCUUUGGUAUCAUUACCCUUGAACUGAGUCCCUAUACCCCAAAGAGGUAUAGCGGUCAGACCCAUAGCCAUCUAGCACAUAGCCAACCAGCAUGGUUGUGGCUCAAGCCUAGAGGUAGAAGAAGAAGAUGCUCGCUUUGUGGCCAUGGAGGACUAGUGUUGGGCCUUAAGCAGUCUUUUGAUUAAUCCAGUGUCUUAUAGUUUGUGGUAUGAAAUGUUUUAUUCAAUAUUUAUUUAUUCAGUGCAUACCGUAAAGCAAGAGUUCUCACAUAUAUUUUUUACCUAAAUUUUCUACACAACUUUGUGAAGAUUAUCUCUGUUUUUAUGAAGGAGCACAUUGGCCCAAAGAGGAUGAAUGGUUGACUUGAAUUGUACGAUAGGUAAUGGCAAGGCUAGAUGGCAGGCUGCUUAUCAAGUAAAAAGUGUAAGAGAUCGCCCUCAUUUCUCAGGUGAUUCUAGUCAGAUUGGCCAAGCAGAAUCUUUUUCCCAGGAUGCCUCUGUCCUCUGUAUCCUUCCUAUGGCAGUCCUGCAUUCAUUCAGGAUGACUUCUGUACUGGUCUUUAGGAAGGAGGACCCGCUCUACACAAAUUGAGGUUCCUCAAAGGCAAAAGGGCAGCCUUUCCCACUGGUGACAGAAAGAGCUAAGGCAUUGCCUGGGCUGUGUGAUUCUGGACCAGGAUUGAGCUGCCCAGAUUAUCAUGGUCUCUGAAUUAUAAAAGGACCGUAGGUGACUGUAGUUUACACUGUAUGUCUUCUUUGGAUUGGAAGAAAAGCUCCUAUUGGAAGAAGCAAAAUGAGUUCCAAAGUAGUUUCUCCACUCAGGUCAUAUCUGUGAUUUAGGCAGAAGUGUCUAGCAUGAUUCAUGACUCAACAUAUACAUGCUCCACAAAGUCAGGAGAUGGGUUCAUGAGUAAAGAAUGAGGGCUGUGGUGGCUGGUAGGAGACAACUAUUCAGCUCUCCUAGGGAGGGGUAGCAGUUUGAAAUAGCCAGAUUUUGCUGCCCAGAUAGGUCUAUCCUCCUGGCUUUUUAAGGGCCUCUUUGACCUCCUCUGAGUGACAGGGAAUUUACACUGUAAAAUAUGCCGUGAGCCAAACAGGCUUAUGGAAAGUUUAUAUAUAUACAAAAAUCAAAGUCUCUCACCCUAGCCUCAAACCUCUGCUAGAAAAUGGGCCAUAAUGAAACUAAUUUGACAGCGUAGAAGACUGUCCUCUAGAUGCCCGUGAAUAGCAUAUUCAUAUGUUUUGUGGAUUUCAUGAUAGCGAUGAAUUAUCUGUGAUGAUACUAAUUAGAGGCAAUACUAAUUCCACCAAAUGUCAUACUGAUUGUCUGUAACAUUGAUAGUACUGCUUUAUUUAUUACUAAUAGACCAUAAUACUCACAUCCGGUUUUUCUCAAGGGAACCAUAUUUUCUUUUGGUUGAAGAAUAGUUUAAUCUAUUUGGUACUAUCUAGAAUAUUUGUUAAACUGUUAAUUUCCUUGAUUGUAUUGUAGAUGGAUUGUCUGCAUGGUGGUAAAAUAACUCUUUCCUCUUGCCUACAUCCUUUGGAAGAGUUCCUGACAGUAUAA
This is a messenger RNA of Castor canadensis (American beaver), 3378 nucleotides long. RefSeq names its product DnaJ heat shock protein family (Hsp40) member C18 (gene Dnajc18). Gene Ontology annotation, biological process: cellular response to misfolded protein. Gene Ontology annotation, cellular component: endoplasmic reticulum membrane. Gene Ontology annotation, molecular function: Hsp70 protein binding. The record is from RefSeq and is a predicted model, not a curated record. Lineage: Eukaryota; Metazoa; Chordata; Mammalia; Rodentia; Castoridae.